AGGCGCGAGAAGCGUGCUGGCACUGCGGUCUGGACCUGGUGGUGAGAUCGGCGAUAUAGGGCAGGCCAGGGCGUCAGAAUAUACCCGACACUACCCUACUGGGCUUGAAUACCAUAGUCACCAUUCGGACUCUCUGACGUGACGGGAUUUUUCAUUUGCUCGUUCCGCCUGCCUUGACAGUGGUCAGUGCAGUGUACAUGACGUCAACAAUGACCUUGGACUUCACGUCCCUCCGUCUGUCUCUCCUGUGUGCCGCCCUGUCCCUUGUGUAUGGAUCAGUUGUUCCCACCACCAAACUCCCUCCCCGGAGUCCGGCCCGUGACCACUUGAUUCUGGACACAGCUAACCUUGACCAGGACCAGGACGGCUGUAUCGCUGGCCAGACAGAGAUUGAGUCCUUCCGAUACCACGUCGCGCGAGCUCUAGAGGGCACACCCAACCACGUACUCCGGGCUCACAGCAUCGUGCAUAGGGCUGACGUCAACAAGGACGGCCGUAUAUGCUGGUGUGUUGUCCGGGGAGGAGAAAAAGCACCUCAUAGAAGAGUUUGCGACCUGUCUCUCCCUCCCACAAGCUGAGUCCAUUGUGGAGAAUAUGGCGAACCUGUUGGGGGACGACGAGUCCAUUUCUCUGGCGGAAUUUAACAACUACCUGAAGUUUCCACCUCGCAUCGAACCUCAGCCAAAUCUGGGCAACACCCGUGUUAACUUGCAAGCACCUAAUGUCCUCGUCAAUUCCCCUGAGGGUCUGAUGCAAUCGCCGCCAGUCAUCCAGAGGAACCCACCUCUGCAACAACUGCAGCAGCAGCAGCAGCAGCAGCAGCAGCAGCAGCAGCAGCAGGUACCAGAAAAGGCCGUUCUGCAACAACAGAAGCAGCUGUCAGAAAAGCAACAGCAGCAACAACGACACCAACAACAACAGCAGCAACUACUGCUCCAAAAGCAAGCGAAUCUGCAACAACAGCAGCAGCAACAGCAACAGCAACUGCAACAGCAACUGCAACAGCAACAACAGCUCCGAGGAGAACAAGGACAGCGACCGCUUCAGCAAGUGAAGGCGCCGAGGUGGUCCCCUCAAGCCUUGAACGUGAACAGACCCCAGGAACAACCAUCACGGCGAUAUGAGCUCCCUAACCCACUACAGCCGCAGAGAGGAACGGACGGGCAAGAACUGAAACAAAAGCCAAAACAGGAAGGAAAUCCAAAUCUUAAAGCGCAAAAGAAUCCACAAGAUCAGAAUCAAUUUCAACAAAACAAAAUACACGGAAAUCCCAACAGUCACACCGACAACAGUAACAAAAACAGUAGCAACAACAGCAACAACAAUAACAACAAAAACAGCAACAACAACAACAACGACGACGACGGCGACGACGACAGCAACAGCAACAGCAACGACAGUACCAACAGUCACAGCAACAAAAGCAACACCAAAAAGUAACUGUUUGUCCUGAGAUAUUACAAGAAGACCAACAAUGUCUUACUUUUUCUUUUCCAUCCUCUGUUGCCGUUGAACAUAAUAUUGUAAGACAUUUUGAAAUCAAUACAAAUUUUGUCCCUGUACAUUGUGAAGGCGGGGGAGAUGCCAUGUUAAAACUAUGAUUACCGUGCCCUCUGUUUAGUGAAAGUUUAUACGACAGUGAGGCAGCGUGGUGGAAUCAGGCUAUCGUCAAUUUUUGGGCAUGUAGAGUUAUUGGUAUCACCUUAAAGCUUAUUCACUUGUCUUUAUUUGGAUGGAAAAAAUGUUUGUUUGUCUUGAAUACAAGUCGAGAUAUUUGCGAAAGAAGGAGGUGGGGGUCACCUGUUUUCAGAGGUAAAACUAGUGAGAAAAUGGAAGCAAAGAGUAGUUAUUUCCUUAGCUUAAGAGUCCGUGGUAACUGAAAAUUUACAUUUGGGUGCCUUUAUUCAACGCUUUUCAGAAAAAUCCACACAGAAAUUAGUUCUUUAAUGGGCAUGAAAAGUGUUGAGCCAAAAAACAAAAAACGAUAAAAAUUCACAAACCUGCGGAAAAAUGCAAGUUUCCUCACUUUGAUUAUUUUGACGAGAGCCUGAUUCCACCACGCUGCCUCACCUAUACAGAAUUGUGGAAUAGCUGGACAGCCGCCAUGAGGAACCAAUCGACUACGAAUAGUUAGUUAUCAAACCUCUGGUCUUUCAUGAUUAACGACUUUGGGAGCAGACAAGAAACUUCAGUAUGAAACCUUCUAAACUCUAUAUCAUCGCUGUUCUGUCACAACAUAAGUAUACGAAAUACCAUCGUGUUCGAAAUCCUCUUUGAAUAAAUGUUCACAUUCCGUCUUUAAUGAUC
Molecule: messenger RNA, 2307 nt
Organism: Aplysia californica (California sea hare)
Lineage: Eukaryota; Metazoa; Mollusca; Gastropoda; Aplysiida; Aplysiidae
Product: probable serine/threonine-protein kinase irlF
Molecular function (GO): calcium ion binding
Source: RefSeq, a predicted model, not a curated record